This is a messenger RNA of Drosophila rhopaloa, 660 nucleotides long. RefSeq lists its product as uncharacterized. Lineage: Eukaryota; Metazoa; Arthropoda; Insecta; Diptera; Drosophilidae. Bases 1 to 660 code for a protein of 219 amino acids. The record is from RefSeq and is a predicted model, not a curated record. The transcript is spliced from 4 exons.
AUGGUCGCCUUUCGCUGGCAGUUUUACUUGGGUGUGGUCUUGGCUUUAGCUUUCGGUCUGACACACUGCUUUCUGGUCUUUCCACGUCAGGGAUCCUUUGGUUUGCUGGCUGCCGUGGCCAUUCCACUGGAGCUUGGGCCCAAAAACGUGUACAUGGCCUUUAACUUCGAGUCCAAUUAUGCACUGCCAUCCAAUGAUUCCUACAAUCAGUGGAUUGAUAGAUGGGAUCUAGACGAUCACUUUAUGGGUGUUGGUGGUAAUGUCACACCCAUAAAUGCCCGUCAGGAUGCAGGAGAUUUCCCAGAGGACGAGGACAAUGAAGUAAAGCGUCGUUCGGUGGGAUCUCCACCUCCUUUCCGGCGCCAUGACUUCUAUCGCAGUAUUAUAAACUUCCUGACCCACUACGGAUUCAAUGGCUCUGCCUGCCUGCUGCGAACUAUCUGCGAGGUCAGCGAGUCGCCCCUGGAUGCCCAAAACGGACUGGUUGGCAGCCUGUUUCAGAUUCUAUUCAUGCCCACGACGAGUGCCGCGGAGCGGGAACUGCAGCACGUGGAUGGACUCUACGAGGCCUCCGAUGCGGGCACGCAUGGAACGGGCUGCUCCGAUUACGUGGCCCACUGCGAACACAGUGCUCUGGACCUGAUAACCAUUGUGUUCUGA